Drosophila nasuta is the source of this 2717-nucleotide messenger RNA. It is a transcript of the gene nec, whose product is annotated as necrotic. The transcript has 3 exons. The record is from RefSeq and is a predicted model, not a curated record. NCBI's taxonomy places the organism in Eukaryota, Metazoa, Arthropoda, Insecta, Diptera, Drosophilidae. Gene Ontology annotation, molecular function: serine-type endopeptidase inhibitor activity. Bases 174 to 1700 code for a protein of 508 amino acids.
UGAUCAGUUUCGUAUUAAAGCUACGCCCGAGCUGAGCUGACUUCACAAACGGCCGGAGCCCAAACGAACGCAACGCAAACGCAGAAAUUAAAAAGAAAAAAAAGCACAGCUCGUCAAGCAAAAAAAACGAAGAAAAUAAACAAGUUCCCAGGGUAACAAAGUAAUUGGCAGCCAUGUCGUGCAAAUACUCUUCCACAGCAUUGUUGCUGCUCCUGGCCAGCUGCUGCCUGUGUCUGCAAAGCGGAACUGUCGCCUCCACAGGCAUCUAUGCCCGCAUCAACAACGUAGUGUUCGCCACCCGUGGCUGGGCAUCCAACGAACCCAGUGGCAUUCAAACCAGAUCCGGCGUAGGUCCUCCAUUGGCAGCUUCGGCUCCAGCAGCGCAAGCUGCAGACUUACAGCGUCCACAGGUGGAACAAUCAACCUACAAUGGAGAGCGCCAGACUGCACGCCAAGGAGCGGCUGCUCCACGUUCCGAUCAAGCUCCAACUCCCGCACCCGUUGUGCUCACUGGUCAAGGCAGCGUCGACCGCGAGAUUGCUCCCGCGGGUCCUACGCGUCCGCCACCACAACUCAACAAUCGUGAACGCUUCAGCUCUGUGCUAUUUCAGCCCAUCGCUCUCAGCAAUCAGCGCAGGAAUGUGGUCUACUCGCCUUCCUCCGUUCAUGCCAUGCUCGCUCUGCUCUAUUGCGUGUCCAGUGGCCAAACAGCCGAUGAACUACGUCGCGCCGGUCAAUUUGUCGAUGAUCGCAACUCCGUGGGCAAAGAUUUUGAGCGUUUAAACGCUCAACUUCAGCAACUGGAUGGAGCUCAGUUGAUUGUGGCCAACAAAUUGUUCUAUAACCGUGAACACUCCAGCCUGAAUCCCGACUUCAGACGCUAUGCCAAUCAAUUAUAUGGCACCGACAUUGAGGCUGUGGACAUGAGGCGUGCAGCGAACACAGCGAGCAAGAUCAAUGCCUGGGGAGCGGAUGCCACGAGGCAAAAGAUACGUGAGCUCGUCAGCGCGUCGGACAUUGAUGAACAGACACAUGCGUUGCUGGUUAAUGCCAUCUACUUCAAGGCCCGCUGGGCCACCGAAUUCUCUUCGAUGGACACCAACCCGGAGAAGUUCCGCGUGAGCAACAACGCCGUCGUCACAGUGCCCAUGAUGUACAACGAUGACAUUUUCCCCUAUGCCGAUCUCCCCGAGCUAAAUGCCAAGGCAUUGGAGUUGCCCUAUGCUGGCACUCAGGCCACCAUGCUGCUGAUACUGCCCAACGAGGUGGAAGGUCUGCCCCAGCUGGAGCGUAUGCUGGCCAAUCCCAACAAUGAUCUGAAUGUGAUUGCCUCGCGUUUGCGUCGCGAAACGGUCACAGUGCGUCUGCCCAAGUUCCGCAUUGAGAUGGAGCAGGAUUUGAUGCGUCCACUGCAGCAGCUACGCGUGAAUCGCAUGUUCACCGUUGACUCUGAGAUCGAUGCUAUGCUCAUGAAAAAGGUGACAGUGUCGAAGUUCUUGCAGAAGGCUUACAUCGAUGUGAACGAGGCUGGCUCUGAAGCAGCCGCCGCUUCCUAUGCCAAAUUUGUGCCGCUUUCGCUGCCGCUGAAAUCGCGCGAAUUCACUGCCGAUCAUCCCUUCAUCUUUGCCAUUCGCACACCGGAGACAGUGCUCUUCAUUGGCCAUGUGGUGCUGCCUACACAGCCGACUGGAGCGCAGUGAAAAAGGUCGAACUCAUCGAAUAGCUCUUAAGUUAUACGCAUUUUGAUACUCUAUUCUAUAAACGUACUCGUAAAUAUUUAACUAAAAUUUCAUCUCUACAAAAUCACAAAGAAACAAAAAAAAAGUAAGAAAAAAAAUUUAAUUCCGACUUGUCUUUAUUCAUGGCUGAUAACCUUUGUGCAGCUGAUUGUUCAUUCAGCUUCUGUACCUUUUCCAGAUGCAGCUGCUGCUGCUGUUGUUUCGCUCAGUUUACGACAAUGUGGAGCUGUUGCUGUUGCUGUAUCUGGCAAACCCGUUUUGUUCGCCGUGAUGGGCACCCCGUUUCGCCUCCCCCCUUCUAAUGGAAGCUACAACCGCGUUUAACCAAUGCAAAUUUCUCAAUCACAUUGGCAGCUAAGCAACAACAAAAAACUUCCUCAUUGAACACGGUCGAAAUCGUACUCAUAUUCAUAUUCAGGUUCUUGUCGGGAAGCCCAGCCUCAUCGAGAGUAGUAUGUUAACAUGUCGUAUGAGUAAUCUAAAAAUCCCCGUUGAAAAUCCAACAGUUUAACUAAUGUUCUUGGUUAGCAUUGUAUUGUUGUAUUGCGUCAUAAACGACUACUAGGAAUUACAAUAUCACGUAGUAUGUGUGAGAGAGGAUUGUGGAGAGCGAGAGCAAAGUUCUUGAGAGAUAGAGAGAGAGACAGAGAGAUUCACAUGCUAUAGGCUGCGAUCUUGAGACAAUAAUGUGUCGCCUGAGCUUAUUUGUUUAUUUCAAAAUUCCACUGAUAACAAUAAACCAGUUUCUCUUUUAAGUAAUAGUAUACAAAACAAACAUUCCUGUGGCUUCCAAUAAAUAAUAAUACUAAUAUUUUAUUGGCGUGUUGUAUCGACGGCAUUACCCAUAAUUAGUCAAUAUUAUGAUGGAAAUGAAUUACACUUAAUCCAACUUUUGCUUGAGAAAUACUUCUUAUAUUUCGAUGAAUAAUAAUUCCUUAAAAAUAAAUUUUUUUUAUUUUUGCUGUCGGGCUUCACAUG